This is a messenger RNA of Saccharomyces cerevisiae S288C, 1431 nucleotides long. It is a transcript of the gene PUT1, whose product is annotated as proline dehydrogenase. Gene Ontology annotation, biological process: L-proline catabolic process. NCBI's taxonomy places the organism in Eukaryota, Fungi, Ascomycota, Saccharomycetes, Saccharomycetales, Saccharomycetaceae. The record is from RefSeq and is marked reviewed. Gene Ontology annotation, molecular function: proline dehydrogenase activity. Gene Ontology annotation, cellular component: mitochondrial matrix. The coding region runs from base 1 to 1431 and encodes 476 amino acids. The transcript has a single exon.
AUGAUAGCUUCCAAAAGCUCCUUAUUAGUUACUAAAUCGCGCAUACCCUCUCUAUGCUUUCCUUUGAUAAAGAGGUCCUAUGUGUCAAAGACUCCGACACACUCUAACACGGCUGCUAAUCUGAUGGUUGAAACUCCGGCCGCCAAUGCCAACGGCAAUAGUGUGAUGGCACCUCCUAACUCAAUCAAUUUUCUACAGACACUUCCCAAGAAGGAACUAUUCCAACUGGGAUUCAUCGGUAUUGCGACCUUGAACAGCUUCUUCCUGAACACGAUCAUUAAGUUGUUCCCUUACAUCCCCAUCCCAGUAAUAAAAUUCUUCGUCUCUUCUUUAUACUGUGGCGGUGAGAACUUUAAAGAGGUCAUCGAAUGCGGCAAACGUCUGCAGAAGAGAGGUAUAUCGAACAUGAUGCUUUCAUUAACUAUUGAAAAUUCCGAAGGUACAAAGAGUUUGUCCAGUACUCCAGUAGACCAAAUUGUCAAGGAAACAAUCAGCUCUGUCCACAACAUCCUACUGCCCAAUAUUAUUGGCCAGCUGGAAUCUAAGCCAAUCAAUGACAUUGCUCCAGGUUAUAUCGCUCUAAAACCCUCUGCUUUGGUCGAUAACCCUCACGAGGUUCUGUACAAUUUCAGUAAUCCCGCCUACAAGGCUCAAAGGGAUCAGCUGAUCGAGAACUGCUCUAAGAUUACAAAAGAGAUUUUUGAACUAAAUCAAUCUUUGUUAAAGAAGUACCCUGAAAGAAAGGCCCCAUUUAUGGUUUCCACUAUUGACGCUGAGAAGUAUGAUUUGCAGGAGAAUGGUGUUUACGAAUUACAGAGAAUCUUAUUUCAAAAAUUCAAUCCCACUUCAUCUAAACUGAUAUCAUGUGUCGGUACUUGGCAGUUGUACCUAAGGGACUCUGGUGACCAUAUUUUGCACGAAUUGAAGCUGGCCCAAGAAAACGGCUAUAAGCUUGGGCUGAAACUGGUUCGUGGUGCUUAUAUUCAUUCUGAAAAAAACCGUAACCAAAUUAUCUUUGGCGAUAAAACGGGCACUGACGAAAAUUACGAUCGUAUCAUCACUCAAGUUGUCAAUGAUUUAAUCAUCAAUGGCGAGGAUUCUUAUUUUGGUCACUUGGUUGUCGCCUCUCAUAAUUACCAAUCCCAAAUGCUCGUUACUAAUUUGCUAAAAUCUACCCAAGACAACUCUUAUGCCAAAUCGAACAUUGUGUUGGGGCAAUUACUAGGUAUGGCAGAUAAUGUUACCUAUGACCUAAUUACCAACCAUGGCGCUAAAAACAUAAUCAAGUAUGUCCCAUGGGGCCCACCAUUGGAAACUAAAGAUUAUCUUUUGAGAAGAUUGCAAGAAAACGGGGAUGCUGUGAGAUCUGAUAAUGGCUGGCCAUUAAUCAAGGCCAUAGCAAAGUCGAUUCCAAAAAGAGUAGGCCUAUGA